UUUGCCAAGCGGGGAGCCUUACUUUGUCCCAACUGGCGCUCCGUACCGUGGGAGGCGUUGACAGGAGGACUGUUGUGGCAGAAAUUAGCCUUUUACUCGCGACAGCAGCCUGAACAUCACGUCUCUUUGUAAUAACUCUGAAUAAUACCACACAGGAGCGGACUGCAGCUGGAGGAGAGGCUCGUUCAAGCAGAAGCAAGCGCAGCGUAUGGGCCAGGUGACUCCAGACAGACAGUAUGAGCUCUAAAGGAGGCGGCACCGCUCUGACCCGCCGCAACUACAGACUGGCUUCAGACACAGACAAACCCAAAGCCACAGGUAUAGUGAAUGAGAAGUUGCUGAGUGACUACCUGCACCAUGUGUUUCCUUCCACCAAACAGGGACCUGCACUGGCCUCCCUCAGGAAGCCUCUUGGGUUCCAGGAUCUUGGUGCUCACCUGGAGAGCUUGUUGUCUGAAGGAGAACCCGCUGAGGACAGCAGAGAUCAGCCCGUCGAAGGCCGUCUGGGUCCUCAGCCGGUCGUCCUGGAUCACACCAGCGGCUUCGAAGGACUUCUGUUUGUAGACGAUGACCUGCUGGGGGUCAUCGGCCACAGCAACUUCAGCUCCAUCAGAGCCACCACCUGCGUUUAUAAAGGGAAAUGGGCUUACGAGGUGCUGAUCUCCUCCCAGGGUCUGAUGCAGAUCGGGUGGUGCACUCUCAACUGUCGCUUCAACCAGGAGGAGGGUGUGGGCGACACGCCGGACUCGUACGCUUACGAUGGAAACAGAGUGCGAAAGUGGAACGUGACGACCACUAACUACGGAAAGUCGUGGGCAGCUGGAGACAUCGUCAGCUGUCUGAUAGACCUCGACGAGGGAACCAUCACGUUCUGCUUGAACGGCCAGUCUCUGGGCACAGCGUUCACCGACAUCAAGAUGGGGCCGGGCGUCGCUUACUUUCCCGCCAUCAGCCUCUCCUUCAAAGAGUCGGUGGCCUUCAACUUUGGCAGCCGGCCUCUCCGGUACCCUGCGGACGGCUACCUGCCCCUCCAGAACCCCCCAACGACAGACUUACUGAAAGCCCACAAACUGCUGGGCUACAUCAAGAACGUCCUCUCCACUGCCAUCGAUGCGCAGGAGGACAGGCUGGUGGAGAAAGACUGUGCAGUCUGGGGGCUUCAUGGAGAACCCACAGUCCUCAUCACUCUGGCUCACAUCUUCAACCACUUCGCUCCAUUAAUGUGUAAAGUUUACCUGGUGGAGGACGUGCUGAUGAACUUCCUGUUGGGGAUUCUGGAGGGAGGAGGUUCAGUGGGUGAACACCCGCUCAUACAGCAGCUUCUGGAUCUGUUCUGGCUGCUGAUGGAGGACUAUGAAGUGAACGAGUGUCUGAAGCAGCUGAUGAUGUCCCUGCUGCGGGCCUACCGCUUCUCCCCCAUCAUCCCCGACCUGGGCUUCCAGAUCCACUACCUGCGUCUGACCACGGCCAUCCUGCAUCACGAGAAGUCCCGGAAAUACCUGCUCAGCAACGUCUUGUUUGAUGUUCUGCGUUCAGUCGUGUUUUUUUACAUCAAGACUCCUCUGAGAGUGAAGGAGGCGGGGCUAGAGGAGCUCAUCCCGACCACCUGGUGGCCCACGCACUUUGACAAGGAGGGGAAAGACGAGCGGGAGCCCAAAGACGAAAGUGCGGAUGAGCGGCUGAGGCGGCGAGCGUACGAGAGAGGCUGCCAGAGGCUGAAAAAGAGGAUUGAAGUGGUGGAAGAGCUGCAGGUGCAGAUCCUGAAGCUGCUGCUCAACAACAAAGACAAAACUACGGGGGAAGCCUCUCGCUAUAUUUUCCUGAAUAAGUUCAGGAAGUUUCUCCAAGAAAAUGCCAGCAACAGAGGGCACCCGACGGCGCUGUGCCCUCCGGAGUACAUGGUGUGUUUCCUCCACCGCCUCGUAACGGCGGUGAGGGCCAGCUGGGACGACGGCAGCAGGCAGAGUCCAGGCAGCGUCAGCAGCGAAGAGGCCUACGUCCCUCCCCAGCUCUUCUAUAACGGGAAGGUGGACUACUUUGACCUGCAGAGACUCGGGGGGCUCCUUUCCCACUUGAAGAAAACUCUCAAAGAUGACUUGGCCAGCAAAGCCAACAUUAUCAUCGACCCUGCAGAGAUCCAGGCCGCAUCUAUGGAUGACCUGGACGAGGAUGAGGAGAGCGGAGCGGCCCAGAGACCGUUUGGUGCAGCAGCGAUGGGUGGAGCUCUGGCGAGGCCCAGCUGGUUGAGUUCUCCCACUCUGGGUCGAGCCAAUCGUUUUCUGAGCACGGCCGCCGUCAGUCUCAUGACUCCCAGACGACCGCUCACACAGCCGGAGAAAGUGAAAGUUCGUACCCUCGCUGUGGAGCAGAGGACUGAGGAGGACAUCGAGGGAAGCCACGGCAACGACGGCCUGUUGCUGGGGCGACCGGUGGAGGAGCCCGAUCAGCCAAUCGCAGAUAAGUCCCUGCUGGAGAUUGUUGACGGGAUCGUGAUGAUGUACAACCUGAGUGUUCAUCAGCAACUGGGAAAGAUGGUGGUGGUUUCAGAUGAUGUGCACGAAUACGCCGUCGCACUGAAGGACACCGAGGAGAAGAUCGCACGAUGCCCCGCACGAAGACCAGACAUCCUGGAGGAGCUCCAGAAAAGCCAGAAGGUUUUUGCAGAGAAGCUGAACCACCUCAGCCGGAGACUGGCCUGGAUCAACGCCACCAUCUACUCCAAGGACAAGAUGUUGGAUGUGUACUGGCUGCUGUGCGUUUGUAUUCGGACCAUCGAACACGCCGACAACACUGGGUCUUUGUUCGCCUUUGCUCCAGAGUUCUACCUCAAUGUGGCCAUGAAUGCAUACAGCGCUCUCAAGAACUACUUCAGCCCCGCGAACAGCAUGGAGGAGCUGCCAGGCUACGAAGAAACCUUGACUCAACUGGCUGCUAUCCUUUCCAAGCACUUUGCUGAUCCACGUAUUGUAGGAACAGAUAUCAAGGACUCUCUGAUGCAGGCCCUGGCCAGCUAUGUCUGUUACCCACAAUCCCUCAGGGCAGUGGAGAGGAUUCCAGAGGAACAACGUGUUGCCAUGAUGAGGAAUCUGCUGGCUCCGUAUGAACAGAGACCCUGGGCUCAGACCAACUGGAUACUGGUCAGACUGUGGAGGGGUUGUGGUUUUGGCUACAGAUACACUCGCCUUCCUCACCUCCUGAAAACCAAACCUGAGGAUGCCAACCUGCCCAGUCUGCAGAGGGAUCUGUCCAUUGCUAGUUUCCAAAAGCCGUGUCCGUCGUUGCUGCUGCAGAGACACAUGGCGGAGCUGCUGAGUAUGGACAAAGACAUGGCCGCCUCGUUCCUCAACAGCGUCCUGAACCAGCUCAACUGGGCGUUCUCCGAGUUCAUCGGCAUGAUCCAGGAGAUCCAGCAGGCGGCAGAGCGUCCAGAGAGAAACUUUGUGGACACUCGUCAGCUGAAGGUGUGCGCCACCUGCUUCGACCUGUCGGUCAGCCUGCUGCGAGUGCUGGAGAUGACGGUCACCCUGGUACCCGAGAUCUUCCUGGACUGGUCCCGGCCCUCCGCGGAGCUGCUGCUCAGACGACUCGCUCAGCUGCUGAACCAGGUGUUGAACAGAGUGACGGCGGAGAAGAACCUGUUUGAUCGUGUCGUCAACUUGAGACUGCCAGGUCUGGAGAGUGUGGACCACUACCCCAUCCUGGUGGCAGUUACAGGGAUCCUGGUUCGAAUCCUGGUGGAUGGAGACAGGCAGGGGAUAUCUCGGGCGGCCUCCGUCCUGCUCUCUGACCCCUGCUUCCAGCUCCACUCCAUCCAGCACCUGUUGGGCGAGGGAGGAGAGUCCUCCAGCUCCUCGGCAGCCGUCACCUCCACCGCCCGUCCCGUAAUCGGGCCCUUGGGGUCGACUGUGGCCCCUCCGAUCCCUUCGGCAGCUGGAAACACAGGCUCUUCAGAACGCAAGCACUUCUCCCUGCACGCAUACACAGACUACAUCAGCGAGGAGGAAAAACAGAAGGUGGAGCUGAUGUUGGCGUUUCUCACAGAGGAAUCCAAACAGGCUGCAGCCAGCACAGCUCCGACCUGCGAAGAAGACCUCUGCCCCAUCUGCUACGCUCACCCCAUCUCUGCCAUCUUCAAGCCCUGCUCCCACAAGUCCUGCAAAGCCUGUAUCAACCAGCAUCUGAUGAACAACAAGGACUGUUUCUUCUGCAAAGCCACCAUCACCGGGGUCGAAGACUACAGCAAGCCUGCCACCUCCUAACACACACACACAGCCUCGUACUUCUGUCUUUGUGAGGACCGUCAUCGACAUAACGCUCUCCCUAACCCAAUUCUAGCUGUGAGGACCGGCCAAAAUGUCCUCACUCUGUAGGUAAAAAAAACGUGUUUCAGUCCUCACUAUGUAGCAAGUACACACACACACACACACACACACACGCACACGUUAGCUGUAAAGAUCAUAAAAGAAAAAGUGUAAAAGACUGAUGUAUCAAACGCUCAGCCAUCUCAACCCGUCGAACAUCAGACCACAUAUCAGUGAACCCAAAGAUUUCUCAGAGCUCUGCUCUGCGUGCACGCUGAUUCUCCUCGGAACUGUAACGUGACCUGGACGAGAUGACCUGGACGAGAUGACCUGGACGGAGCCGCGCCACAAAUGUGUGUCAUGUUAUUAUCUUCAUUUCUGGUUUGAAACGGGGAGUGUGACCGUACGACGGCCGAGUUAACCGGUGCCAGUCGUGUGUGAGAUUCUCAGGAGCUGAAACAUAAAAAGAUGCAGUUAGAAGUGAAGAAACCAACAACUUCGCACUGGAAGCAUUUUCCCGUUGUGCUUUUUAUUAAUACACACAGUAUAUUAAUUAGUCUGUCAUGCUGACAUGUUGGUCACAUAUUUACAUAUCUGGUAAAUGUAAAGUCAUCUGACAGCAGUGGUUCCCAACCUGUGGGCCAGGACCCCGCAGUGGGUCACAAGAUCAUCAAAAGGUGCAAAUAUUUUUUGCUUUUUUUUUUUUUUUUUUAAGUGAAACGAGGAAAAAUCCGUUUCAGCUUGAAGUGCUCACACUUCGUGCUUCAUCUUAAGGUUGGAAAACACUUGCAGAUGUUUCAGGUUUCGGUUUGUACAGAUUUAUACGACUGAAUCUCUCAACAUAUCGGUAAGGUUUAACUCUGCAGCCGAAGCUACACACUUACAGAUAUUUUCCUGUCUGUAUUCAGUCCGUCGGCUUUCUACACGUGAAAACAGUUCGGCAGGCGAUCGCGUGUCUGCAGCCGGGCAGACGCUGUGCGGACGAGUCCCGACUUUAACUCCGAACUUCUGCUGGAUUCUUUGUUGUUUGACGUUUAGUUUGACGUCACGACGUCUGAUUAAUCUGAUCGAUCCACGAUCGCUGUUCAGCGGUCUGAUUUCCAACAUGGCUGCUGUCAAAAGAUCCGUUAUUCCUGUAGUCGGCUUGCUUUAAUAUUACUGCGGGAGUAUUUUACAACCUGAUAUCAAACCGUCUGAUUUUACUUUGACUUCAUAGUAGAGUUCGUAACGCUGCUUUUCGAGGACGCGGCCGUCCAGUUUGGAUAAACUUUUUCGGGGGUUCGUUCAGUGUUUGUUCAGUGUGAGCUCCACGUCUGAGCGGUCGAAGCAGAAAGAUUAAAACAGGCAGUGUGAGAUUAAUAAACACGUACAGCGUCUGUCCAGCUGAACUCAGUUAACAGGCAAACGCAUUCACAGCUGCAGGUCAUUAGAGUCUGAUUCCCCGAACCUGCAAGACUUUGCUGUGGGAGGAAAACCCACCAAUACAAGAGAAAAGAAAACUCAGUUUGUCAAGUCGGGGUUAAAUCUCAGACCUUUCUGCUGGAUUUAAACCCGCGAUGAUUUUAGGGUUCAGUGCUCUGACUAGACCAGUUCCAAGGUUUAGAUUCCAGUCUGAGUUUUCAGUAUGUACUGUAGCGUUGAUGCAGUCACACAGAUUUCUAUUAUUAAUACAGUUUCUGGUGGUUUUUCUUACCCAGAAAAAAAAAAACAGCCAUCAUGUAGACCGAUGACAGACAGGACACACACACACACACACACACACACACACACACACACACACACACACACACUGAGGCAGCCAACAACUCCCCAAUAAAAAGUCAAGUCCUCGGUGGGAGGACAGCAGCGUCCUUGAGUGUGAGAACUAGCUGUCAUAUUAGCACAACAAGUCACCUCUACCUGUCAGCCAGGUACACACACACACACACACACACACACACACACAGGAUGGCAGGCGUGUACCACAUAUCACCUUUACCUCUGUGCACACACUAACACAAAGACACACAGGCAGGGAACAAUGGAAAAACUCAUACCUCACCCUUCCUAUGGAUGGAUUACUGAACGGGCCUACCAGCUACAGACCCAGGGGCCCGGAGGGGUCAGGGGGCCCCUGGACCAGAGACUCUUGACUAACAUUUAACAUUUCUUGUUAGAGGGUCAAUCGGACAAACGUUUGUACGCGUCUCUUUGAGUCUGGGGGAAAGAGGGGUGGGGGCCUUUGUCUCAUAAUCCAUCCACGACCCUACGAACAGGUGGGCAAAUACUGUCACACCAAUGUACUGUAACACACAUUACGGGUGCAGGGAGUCGGUUUACAGCCAUUGUAACUUAGAAAACAGACUUUUUAAUACUGUAACACACAUUUAUACACACACACACACACACACACACACACACUCCCCCUCUAAGCAAAGUCACUCAUAAGCUGUUGGAUAGAAACAAACGUGAUGAACUUGGUUUCUAUUUAAAGCAAAAGUUCAACUUGUUGUGAAAUACUCUUCUUCUCUUGCUUGCUGAGUGUCUGAACGCUAAAUAUGAAGCUACAGCCAGCCGCUGGUUAGCUUAGCUUAGCUUAGCAUGAAGACUGGAAACAGGGAAAACUGUUAACCAGCUGUAGCUUCAUAUUUUUCCCCAAAAUAUUAAACUAUUCCUGAUUGAUAUUUGGUUGAAGCUGCUUUGAUACACCUGAACUUUCCACUGUGUAACUCAGAUAAAUAUUCGGAGACUUGCCGUACUUUUCUGCAACCUAAAGGGACAGUUCACGCUAACAGGAACCGUUUUGUCUGCGAUGGCUCUAACGUAUUAUGGGCUCGUGGAGAAACCUGGCCGUUAUCGCUGUCAUUGAAAUGAUUGGGAUCUUUGGGAAUGUGUAUCUGUAUAAACUUCAUUUCAUUGAGCCGGAAACUGAGCCCACAUCAGAUUUAACCUUCCUGACUGGCUUCACACUAAAGUGUCAGUUUCUAAUAUGUGAGUCUGAGGACAAACUUUCAAAUCUCGACUUGGAUUCAUUUAUUUCCUGCAUGUUCAGACGCUUCUGAUAACUAUGUGUUUGACUAUUGUUAGCAGUGUGAAGGCUCAAUCAAAUUAAAAAUAAAAUUACAAAUAAAAAGGAAAUUGGAUAUUGAGGUGAUGUUUCACGCAGCACGUAAAUCAUAAUAUCAAUUUCCUUUUUACUUUAAAAAGUGGAGUAUGGCCUGGUUUAUAGAUAUUCUGCCCAGAAUUCAAAUUAAAGAUACUAUUAUUUUAGUACGCAGAAAAAACAAAAUUACUUUCUAUCUUAGUUCAUUUUCUCUGUUACAUUUUUUCAUGUAUUUGUUGUGUAUUUGCAUGUUUUUUGUGGUUUUCCUUUUCAGUUACACGUUGAAUGACAACUACAAUAGAACAAUGGUUUGUUUUCUAUUUUAAUUUUAAUUCUGGGUAAAAUGAUCCUCCAUAAUAUUGCAGCUAGAGUAAAUGUAUUUGAAAUGUUGCAUUUUUUUUUCACACAGCUAAAAAGCACAUUAGGAUUAUUUCACUUCUUUGGAACAUUUCGCAGAUUGUUUUAAUUUCUCUCUCUGGUGUUUUUGAAAAUUAACUGCGAUUUGUUUCACAUUUGUUUCUGUGCAAGUUUUUAUUGUCCAAAAAAAGUAAAAAUAAUAAUAAUUUUGGCCCUCCAAAGCCCCAAAGAGCGAAGCUCCGGUGACAUAACGUUUCUGUGUAUCUGGUGUUACACUGACAGAUGAAUGAUGCACCUAAUAUUCGAGACCUACAGAGAAAAGUAAAAAGAUGUCAACUCAAAGGUUUUGUGAGAAAGUGUGAAAUUAAAGGGCUGUCUGACGGGGAAUGUGGAUGGACGUGGAGCAUGUUGUCAGAGGUCUCGGGGCCCUCGCUGAUGUCUGUGUGUUCCUCACUAUAUGAACUGAUAGCGGUACUUAUAUUCAAAGCAUGUAUUUGCGUGAACAGAGUGAUUAUUGUGCAGGUUUACAGAGCGCUUCGUGGUGCUGCUGAAGGGAUGUUAAAGGCUGCACUCAGCAGUUUUACACUGUUGUAUUUGUUGUUUCUGUUUACCCAUUUAUCUUAUUCUGGGCUGAGGGAGGGAAGAGGAGAUGCCGGGGAUGGACAGACUUAUUGCUUUCUAUUUCUCCUUUGUGAGUGAGAGUGCACAUAUAUUGACAAUGUAACUGCAUUAAAUUAUUUAUCCUAAACCGA
Siniperca chuatsi (mandarin fish) is the source of this 8492-nucleotide messenger RNA. Its product is annotated as E3 ubiquitin-protein ligase RNF123. Gene Ontology annotation, molecular function: protein binding; ubiquitin-protein transferase activity. Gene Ontology annotation, cellular component: cytoplasm. NCBI's taxonomy places the organism in Eukaryota, Metazoa, Chordata, Actinopteri, Centrarchiformes, Sinipercidae. The coding region runs from base 237 to 4259 and encodes 1340 amino acids. The transcript is spliced from 41 exons. The record is from RefSeq and is a predicted model, not a curated record.